This is a messenger RNA of Rangifer tarandus platyrhynchus (Svalbard reindeer), 816 nucleotides long. Lineage: Eukaryota; Metazoa; Chordata; Mammalia; Artiodactyla; Cervidae. The record is from the annotation of a GenBank genome assembly.
AUGUGGCCCUUCCUUAGCCGCGCCCUCUUCCCUCCCCCUACUGAGGCCUGGCUCCAGAGGGCUUCCUCAGACCCUGAGGCCCAGGGCUGGGGGGCCUGGAGCCCAGCUGAGAAGGCCCGUCUGGGCCUGGGGGCUGGCGGGGAGGAGGAGAUGGGGGAAGCUGAGGAAGACGAUGAGGAAGAUGCCGGCUUCCUGCUGUCUCUCUUGGAGAGGGAGGGCCUGGCUGAGUGCCCAGUGCCUGACCAGGAGCUGGAGGCCAUCAAACUGAAGCUGUGGGCCAUGGAGCAGGCCCAGGGGCCGGAGCCGCCCAGGGUGCAGGAACUGGAUGAAGAAGAGGAAGCUGCUGGGGCCUUGCUGGCCAGGCAGUUACUGAGUCCCGAGACAGACAGCCCCCUGGAGAAGGCUGCGGCUGACCACAGAUCCGUCUAUGUGGGCAAUGUGGACUAUGGGGGCACGGCCCAGGAGCUGGAGGCCUAUUUCAACCACUGCGGGGAGAUCCACCGGGUCACCAUCCUGUGCGACAAGUUCUCUGGACACCCCAAGGGCUAUGCCUACAUAGAGUUUGCCACUGAGAGUUCGGCCCAGGCCGCUGUGGAGCUGGACAAGAGCAUCUUUCGAGGCCGGGUCAUCAAGGUGCUGCCCAAAAGGACCAAUUUACCAGGGAUCAGUUCCACGGACCGCGGAGGCCUUCGAGGACACCCAGGCGCCAGAGUGGGAUCCUUCCCCCACAGCGGCCUCCAAGGCGGGGCCCGUUUCAGACAACGAGGGCGGAGCCGGGGACGCGGAAGAUUCUCACCGUGGUUUUCUCCGUAUUGA